GAAUCCCGCACUGGUUUCCCACACUGAUGUCCCCUAAAAUUAUCAACACCAGAGUAUCGAUCUCAUAUCAAAUCUACCCACAGCGAAAUUCAUUCCACAGGCCACCAAUUGAAAUCCAUAUCGACCUCCCAUUGAUAAAUAAUAUCACGAUGCUUUUCCAGGUAUUAUUUCUAUCUAUUUGCCUCUACAUAUCCAACAGCAGCUCCGCUCCACACCCUUACAACUCUAGUGCACUUACCUCAUUUACCAGUGGUACCCAGUCGACUGAAAAUGCCGUUCGUGACCUUUCCACGAAAGAUAUACUUUGCUGGUACGGCACUGCACCACCGCCUGUGGAUUCGAACACCUACGUAUAUGAGAUACUUGAAAAUGUCGAUGCUUUCAACUUCUACGUCUGCGAUAGAAAUCUCGAUGCCAGUGCAAAGGUGUUAGUCCAGCUUGGUUUAAGCUACAACAUUAACACUAAAAUUGAUACUCGACAAACACCAUUAGUACAUAAUAUCUCAGUACGAAUAACCAAUGACGCUCAAAGUAAAUUCCCUUCCUCCGUUUGGUAUAGGAGCUGGUUCCUCCUUCCCACCACGACUUCAAAAGUAUUGGAUGGUCGAAUCAUCGGCUGGCAAUCAUUUGAUAAUUGCGAGACAAUUCUUGGUAAUAGAAACGCAGGCAUAGUAUUCUAUUAGACCGGCUUUGGUGUUAUUUGGGUGUAAGGGUAUCCCGCGGUUGCGCUGGUCGCGGCCAUUAUGUGAAGCCUUUAUGCAAGGCGUUUUACGAAGAGAUUGCAUGGAUUUUCAAUAAAAAAGUAGUUUGUGAUUAAUGACGCAACAGGUCUACUUCACGUCAUUCGCAAGAUUCACGGAAACACCAUGAAUGGAUCGUGAUCCUACAAACAUGGCAGAACACUACGCACGCGCCCAACCCCUCGAGUUUCUAGACUAAUCUAAAAUCAGAGUAUGGAAUUUUUCAAUCUACAGAAUUGCAUUUUUCCCAAAUGUUUAUCAAUCCCAUUUCUGCAAUAUCGAUAACAACCCCACUCCAUGCAGACACAACCAACAUGAUGGCAACGUCAGCUCAUCAGCUCGUAAAAAUAUUUUACCUCUCAUUGGCACGUGCCACAAAUAACCCCUGAGGUCUCCCCACCUAGAAACCAUCUCCUCGGUAUACAUCCACUAAUAAAAACCAAACACA
Molecule: messenger RNA, 1188 nt
Organism: Botrytis cinerea B05.10
Lineage: Eukaryota; Fungi; Ascomycota; Leotiomycetes; Helotiales; Sclerotiniaceae
Exons: 2
Coding region: 150-683 (177 amino acids)
Source: RefSeq, a predicted model, not a curated record